CGCCCGCCCUCCGGGUGGCCGGUCUUGGAACCGCGCUUCUGGAAGGUUCCUGAGUGGCUAGCAGUGGGGGCGGCUCCAAGAAGCCAGGGCGGGGCGGGCGGCGGUCGGAGCUUCGGGCUACGCCUCCCUGGGCCGCUCCGCCCCGCCCGUUGUCGGAAGCCGCGCUCCGCCCGGCAGGAGACGCUGUAGUCGGGGGUAGGCAGCGGCGCUGCGUGCGCUCUCGCCCGCUCGCCGGCCGGCUCUCCUCCCGCCGCAGGACCCGCGCGCCGCGCUCGGGGCCAUGCAGCGCCUGGCCAUGGACCUGCGGAUGUUGUCCCGGGAGCUCUCCCUCUACCUGGAACACCAAGUCCGCGUGGGGUUCUUCGGCUCGGGGGUGGGCUUAUCCCUGAUCCUGGGCUUCAGCGUCGCUUAUGCCUGCUACUACCUGAGCAGCAUUGCCAAGAAACCCCAGUUAGUGACGGGGGGUGAGAGUUUCAGCCGCUUCCUUCAAGACCACUGUCCCGUGGUUACAGAAACGUACUACCCGACGGUCUGGUGCUGGGAGAGUCGAGGACAGACCCUGCUUAGACCUUUCAUCACUUCGAAGCCCCCGGUGCAGUACAGGAAUGAACUUAUUAAAACUGCAGAUGGAGGACAGAUUUCACUGGACUGGUUUGAUAAUGAUAACAGUACGUGUUAUAUGGAUGCCAGCACCAGACCUACUAUCUUAUUGUUGCCUGGCCUCACUGGAACAAGCAAGGAGUCAUAUAUCCUUCAUAUGAUCCAUCUUAGUGAAGAAUUAGGAUACAGAUGUGUGGUUUUUAACAACAGAGGAGUGGCGGGGGAGAAUCUCUUGACGCCAAGGACUUACUGUUGUGCUAACACUGAAGACUUGGAGACAGUUAUUCACCAUGUACACAGCCUGUACCCUUCUGCUCCUUUCCUGGCAGCAGGGGUUUCAAUGGGAGGAAUGCUGCUUCUAAAUUACCUGGGCAAAAUUGGGUCCAAAACUCCUUUGAUGGCAGCUGCAACUUUUUCCGUUGGUUGGAACACCUUCGCUUGCUCAGAGUCAUUGGAAAAACCACUGAACUGGCUGCUUUUUAAUUACUAUUUGACAACCUGCCUUCAGUCUUCAGUUAACAAGCACCGACAUAUGUUUGUAAAACAAGUUGAUAUGGAUCAUGUCAUGAAGGCUAAAUCCAUCAGAGAGUUUGAUAAGCGAUUCACUUCAGUCAUGUUUGGAUACCAAACAAUUGAUGAUUAUUAUACUGAUGCCAGUCCGAGUCCUAGACUGAAGUCAGUAGGAAUUCCAGUAUUGUGUCUAAAUUCUGUGGAUGAUGUUUUCUCACCCAGUCAUGCUAUUCCAAUAGAAACUGCUAAGCAAAAUCCUAAUGUUGCUUUGGUCCUUACUUCUUAUGGAGGCCAUAUUGGUUUUCUGGAGGGAAUCUGGCCAAGACAGUCCACUUACAUGGAUCGUGUCUUCAAGCAAUUUGUGCAAGCCAUGGUUGAGCAUGGACAUGAACUCUCUUAACAUGUAGUUCUUCUGGUGCAUUUUGUCUGAACCAUGAUUGUGAAGGCAGCUCAGCUUAGUGCACAAAUCUUAACUAUUGUAUAUAAAGCAAAUAAGCCAGCAGAUGGGUGAAGAGGUCCAGAAUGAUAUGCAAAAACUACUUUUUAGAGAAACAAAACAACUUUGUAGCAACAAAUUAAAUAUAGUAUUAGAUUGUUACUUAUGUAGAUUUUAUUUUUACUAUGCCUUACCAAGUACAUCCUUAAACAAAGUAGUAUGUACAUGAAAUUGCACUUAACCAAAACUAUUGUUUUAAAAAAUUUGAAUUCCUCAGGGUUUUAAUUUAAACUAGUAAUUUUUUAGAUUAUUUGUUUUAGGUGAUUUAAUGGUACUUUAAUAACUACUAAGAAAUAUUGGCUAUUUGAAUGUAAGUUAUGAGGUGGUACAUUCCUAAGGGUAUUUAUAGUUGAUGAUAACAUGAAAACUGAAAUAAGAUAAAAUACAAUGCGCUCUUUUAUGUAUUCUAACUUUAAAAGACAAGUGCAACAAUGUUAGACUGACUUCUAUAUGUGCUCUUUUACUCUGAUAAUAUUAAAUUAGGACUAACUUAUGUUUUAUAAUGAUUAUAUUUACAUGCUUAUUUUUAAAAUAGUAUAUGUGGACACAUAUAUAUCAUUAUAUUAAAUUCUACCAUUUUAAA
This is a messenger RNA of Symphalangus syndactylus (siamang), 2189 nucleotides long. It is a transcript of the gene ABHD3, whose product is annotated as abhydrolase domain containing 3, phospholipase. Lineage: Eukaryota; Metazoa; Chordata; Mammalia; Primates; Hylobatidae. The record is from RefSeq and is a predicted model, not a curated record. Gene Ontology annotation, biological process: phosphatidylcholine metabolic process; medium-chain fatty acid biosynthetic process; medium-chain fatty acid catabolic process. Gene Ontology annotation, molecular function: A2-type glycerophospholipase activity; acetylesterase activity; glycerophospholipid phospholipase A1 activity.